AAAGAAAGAAAGAAAAAAGGCAUAAAGCAUGUGAUGUUGAUACUCUAAUGUAAUGAUCAGAGAGGCACAUGCCAUAUCUAUCCAACAUUACCACAAUCCUUUCCUCCAUUCUUUUUAACCUUUUUCAUUCGAUAUUUUUGCUUUAAUUUUCUUCCUGAAUAACCCCACAGCCUGUGGUCCAGCAUGCCCUUAUCUUAUCACAUUUCAUUCAUUCAAUCCCCUAUCUAUUUCACAAACUUGGUCACAUCAAGCUUUAAUCUCAGUUCUUUUUUAAUUGUUUUCAAAUCACUGAAGCAAUUUGAAAGGAUCUCUAUCUCUAUCUCACUUACACUUCCCAAAUCGCACUACAAAGAUUCCAAUGACAACCCAAUCUAAUGACCAACUAACUUGCUAAGUCUCCUUUUUCCCCAUCUUAAUAAGCAUAAUAGGUAGCUAGGUAGACCCAACAGCCCAAUACCAAUAGUUAAGUUUUAGCUUUCUUUCUUUAUAUGUAUCCCCCAUACUCUUAGCUGUAAUACCCCAUCACCAUUCUCCAUUCUUCAUUCUCCCCUUCUCUUAAUAAGUUCUCAAUUGCUUAUUAACAAUAAUAAUAUGCGAUAAUGCCAUCGGUGCAUUCAAGCCCAUGUUACCCAAUGGAAAACCCAGCACUAGCAUCCCUUCUCCGCCACACGACGGGCGCGGCGGAGAAGCGGAACAAAUUCUCCACCGGGGGGCUCUUAAAGAUGUUCAAGCUCUUCCCGAUGCUGACGUCAGGUUGCAAAAUGGUGGCACUGUUGGGAAGACCCCGUAAGCCUAUGCUAAAGGACAGCGCAACAACGGGGACAAUUUUCGGUUACCGGAAAGGGAGGGUGAGCCUUGCAAUACAAGAGGACACGCGGCAAAUGCCCAUGUUCUUGAUCGAGCUUCCCAUGCUCACGAGCGCUCUCAACAAGGAGAUGGCUUCGGACAUAGUUCGCAUCGCGCUGGAGAGCGAGACCAAGACCAACAAGAAGAAGCUUCUGGAAGAGUUUGUGUGGGCGGUGUACUGCAAUGGAAGGAAAGUAGGGUACUCUAUCAGGAGGAAGCAGCUCAGCGAUGAUGAGUUGCAUGUUAUGCAGCAUCUUCGAGGAGUUUCCAUGGGUGCAGGGGUGCUUCCUUCCUCUAAUAACAAUGACAAGGAUAAUAGUUUGGAUGGUGAAAUGACUUAUAUGAGAGCCCGCUUUGAGAGAGUCGUUGGUUCUAAGGAUUCUGAAGCUUUGUAUAUGAUUAAUCCAGAUGGUGCUCAAGGACCUGAGUUUAGUAUCUUCUUUGUUAGAGCUCACUAAUCAUACUUAUUAUUAUUAAUUAAUUUCCUUAUAAUAUAAUAAUAACUUGUAUGUAUGUAUCAAUUUCCCUACUCUAUAUAUGUUACUUCUUAUUGCUUUCACUAUGCACUCCCUGUCUUCCUCUGCGAAUUAUUUCGUCUCCUUUCACUAUAUGUAUUUUUGUGUAUGUUUUGUUA
Molecule: messenger RNA, 1480 nt
Organism: Arachis ipaensis
Lineage: Eukaryota; Viridiplantae; Streptophyta; Magnoliopsida; Fabales; Fabaceae
Product: MIZU-KUSSEI-like protein (Protein of unknown function, DUF617)
Biological process (GO): hydrotropism
Source: RefSeq, a predicted model, not a curated record